Messenger RNA from Haplochromis burtoni (Burton's mouthbrooder), 1855 nucleotides. Its product is annotated as homeobox protein Nkx-2.3. Gene Ontology annotation, biological process: regulation of transcription by RNA polymerase II; cell differentiation. The transcript is spliced from 2 exons. The record is from RefSeq and is a predicted model, not a curated record. Gene Ontology annotation, molecular function: DNA-binding transcription factor activity, RNA polymerase II-specific; RNA polymerase II cis-regulatory region sequence-specific DNA binding. The coding region runs from base 679 to 1758 and encodes 359 amino acids. Gene Ontology annotation, cellular component: nucleus. NCBI's taxonomy places the organism in Eukaryota, Metazoa, Chordata, Actinopteri, Cichliformes, Cichlidae.
AAUAAUAAACGUAUAGGGCCAGCUAUUUGCAGGGCUGUUUCUGUGCUUCUUGGAGCUAAAUGAGUGCGUAAAAAGUGGGGAAACUAAUUUAAGUACAAUCUAAGGAGCUUGGAAAAACAAAGCGUCUGGACUUCUUUAAGUUUCUUGACUACGUUUCAUCUCUCAUCCGAGAAGCCUCUUCAGCUGUAUAGCGCAAUUGGUGGAGAGUCCCAGAUUUUAAGUCCUGUUGGGACUGUCCCCAAGAUGUACAGAAACAUGAAGGAACCGGGCAGUGGACGAGUAUUGUCAGUACAAUUCUUAGUUCACCACGUUCAAAAAACAUAACCAGUCCGUGCAAACGCGUCACCUAUGCCCCUCCCUCCUCUCUCUCUAAUUCCCAAACGUUUCUCUUCCAGCCUUCACGGACUUUCCAUUUCACACACACCCCUCCCCCUGAUACCAGAAGAGGCAGAGGUGCUCCUUCCCCUCCCCGGUCCAAACUUCACUCACAAAGCCCGAUAUUAUAUCUGUCAGGCAAGACAUUUGCAUGGACAAACCCGGGACUAAUACCCGUGUUUUCGUGCGAUUUAUGGCGAUGAGGGAUUUCAGAGGCUUAACGCACCUCCGAUUGCCAAACAAGGGGCUUUUACGCUCAAUUAUUUGCUAGAGAAAAAAGUGGGAAAAGGCGAAGGGGAGUGCAUGUUACUCGGAGGGCUUCAUUUCCUCGAUGCUGCAGAGCAGGAGCUGGAUGACAUGAUGCUGCAGAGCCCGCUCACCUCCACGCCGUUUUCUGUCAAGGAUAUCCUGAAGCUGGAGCAGCAGCAACAACAACAGCAACAGCAGCAGUCCGGAACCCUGGAGCUCACGCACCGAAUCCACACCCAGCAGCACUUGUCCCGCUCUCCUCCCCAGCAGCAGCAGCAGCAUUUCCAAACCGCGCCGUCCUGCAUGCUCGUCGGAGCCCGGGACAGCCCUUCCUUCUCGGACGGAGAAGACAACCUGGCUUACCUCAGCGCGCUUGCAGUGCGGGAGGAAGAACGGGGGGACACCAGCCUAUCUCCGGACAUGUACGUGCAUCCCGGCUUGCAGGGAGCCAAGUUAGAGGCCGCCGAGCUGGAGGAACAGGAAAGCAAAAACUGCGGGCUGGUGUCCCGGGAGGAAGCAGCCGAGGGCGGGCAGGGCGACACGGAGAGGCCGGUGCAGAAGCAGAGGAGCCGGCGGAGACCCAGAGUGCUUUUCUCCCAGGCGCAGGUCUUCGAGCUGGAGAGGCGCUUCAAGCAGCAGCGCUACCUGUCCGCCCCGGAGCGAGAGCACCUGGCGACCACCCUCAAACUCACUUCUAACCAGGUGAAGAUCUGGUUUCAGAACCGCCGCUACAAGUGCAAACGGCAGCGGCAAGACAAGUCUCUGGAAGCGACGGGGCAGCAUCAUCCUCCGCCGCCGAGGCGCGUGGCCGUACCGGUGCUGGUUCGGGAUGGGAAGCCGUGUCUGGGAGGAGCGCAGAGCUAUGCCGCCGCGGCUACUGCUCCGUACGGAUCCAAUCCGUACGGCUAUAACGGAUACCCGGCCUACACGUACAACAGCCCGGCGUAUAACACCAACUACAGCUGCACCUACACCAGUAUCCCCGCCCUUCCUCCCUCCGGCACCCCCAACGCCUUCAUGAACAUGAACUUGGGAAACGUGAGCGGCCUCGGCAGCUCCCCACAGGCUCAAACACACCAAGGGACAGCGGUCACAUCUUGUCAGGGCUCGCUGCAGGGGAUCAGGGCCUGGUAGCCUCACCAUAACAGAACCAGUAUCUUUUUUUUAAACGGAGUUCUUCAACCCACAUUCUUUCCUUUAGAAGUGUGUAUUAACCUGGUCAAAAUACAGC